Messenger RNA from Centrocercus urophasianus (Greater sage-grouse), 1938 nucleotides. RefSeq lists its product as uncharacterized. Lineage: Eukaryota; Metazoa; Chordata; Aves; Galliformes; Phasianidae. The transcript is spliced from 9 exons. The record is from RefSeq and is a predicted model, not a curated record. Gene Ontology annotation, cellular component: nucleus. The coding region runs from base 1 to 1938 and encodes 645 amino acids.
AUGGAAGAGCACGGCUGCCCUAGGGUGGUUCCAGGGCUGCAGCCGUGCCCGAGGGACAGACAGCUCCACUGGCACGGGGAUCAUUGGCAGCAGGUGGAGGGAAGCGAUCCUUCCUCCUGCAGCACGGCCAACACCCGGCCCCUCAGUCUGCGCAGAGCCAACGCCUUCCUGCUUGGGUAUCCAGGGCCCCCACCUUCACCCGCCAGAGUUGGCAGAGGAGUGUGCAGAGGAGAAAGCUCAGCGUUGCAGGAGCAGGAACUCUGCAAGUGCUCGCUGUCGAUGUGCGAAAUGGAGGCUCCCAACUGGACGGAGCCAGCGUGCAUGCUGUGCGGCCAGACAGAUGCUGACCCAGACAUCUGUGGGCUCAAGCACCUGGACUCUGGGAUAUGUGCCCAUGCAUUCUGUAUGGCAUUUUCCAACGGCCUUCUCCAGCAGGCAACUAGAGUGAACACGACUGCUGAGGUGUCCCCUGUAUACGUCCAACGCGUAAUCCAGGAGGCAGAGCAGAAGCACUGCUUCGUUUGUGGCGAAACGGGGGCCCCCAUCACGUGUGCAGAGACGGGCUGUGAACUGAGUUUCCAUCUGCCCUGCGCCCGGGUGGGUGAAUGUGUCACCCAGUAUUAUGGAAACUACAGUUCAUUCUGCCAGAAGCACAGCCCUGAGCAGGCUGCGGAGGCGACUCCAGAGCAGAGCACCAACUGCAUUAUCUGCAUGGAGCCAGUGGAGGACAACAAGUCCUACAGCACCCUGGUGUGCCCAGCCUGCAAACACGCCUGGUUCCACCGGGCCUGUAUCCAGGUAGGAGCCCUCCCCUACACCAGCGGGCAAGCUGCAGCAGGCAACCCGCAGCACCUGAGCCUGCUCCCGCUCCUACUGAUGACUGUGUUUCUGCUACAGGGACAGGCCAUCCGUGCGGGCAUUAACUGCUUCCAGUGCCCCCUCUGCAGAGAUGCGGAUGCCUUCCUCUCUGACAUGCUCAUCAUGGGCAUCCGAAUCCCGCUCAGUGGACCCAUGUGGGAGGACGGCAAUGCAUACGCAUCGCUGGGAGUGAGACACGGGCGCUGUGAUGCCACCGAGUGCCUUUGUCCACAAGGCAGGGAGCAGGCAGAGGGAGAGGGGCCCUGGGAGAUGCUCCUGUGCAGCUCCUGUGCUGCAGAAGGCACUCACCGGUGCUGCUCCCAGCUGAGCAACAACGCGGACGAGUGGGAGUGCCAAGCCUGCGCUGGCGUGGGCACCGCCUCCACUGUCAACUCAGAGGUCACCGGCCCCAGCACCGCCAGCCAGCAAGGACUGCUGCCAUCCAACAGCUCCACUGCAUCUGAGAGCAGCAGCUCCAGCACUGCCAGCCAGGCAGCGUCAGGGCCUGGUCACAGUUCCCAGGUGCCUGACAGCGGCAGCCAGUCCAGCCAGCCUGGGACAGGCCAAAGCCAUGCUGCAGCUCCAUCGGGUGCAGCUGAGAGGUGCACCCCAACAUCGGCCGGUCAGAGGCCCCCACGGUCCUCGAGGGCUUCCCGAGCAGCCGGCAGCCGCAGGUCCGGGCAGGGAGAGCGGAAUCGGACACGAAGCCGCUCCCCAAUCCAAUCUCAGGCGCCACGUUCCAGCAGCCAUCCCCAAAGGCGCUCUGGGAGGAGCCACGCACCUGCUCCAAUGGCUGAGAGUGGCUCCCCACGCUACACCAGACGGGGAGCGCUGGGGUCGUCAGGGGAUGCCCCAGCGGCUGAUGGAAGAAGCCAGCCCAUGCAGCUAGUGCAGGCCCAGACACGAAGCCGUUCCCCUGUGGAACGUCGGCCUGCACAAUCCCGGGGCCAGCUCCAAAGACGCCUCAGGGGCCAGUCCAGGCGACGAAGGCCAGCCCAGGUGCAAAGCCGCUCCCGGGUACAUCGGGCCACGAAUCCCCGCAGCCGGCCCCAAAGAGGCCGCAGGACUAGCCGGGUGUGA